Sapajus apella (tufted capuchin) is the source of this 967-nucleotide messenger RNA. Its product is annotated as protection of telomeres protein 1-like. The transcript is spliced from 3 exons. The record is from RefSeq and is a predicted model, not a curated record. Lineage: Eukaryota; Metazoa; Chordata; Mammalia; Primates; Cebidae. Bases 424 to 699 code for a protein of 91 amino acids. Gene Ontology annotation, molecular function: telomerase inhibitor activity; G-rich strand telomeric DNA binding. Gene Ontology annotation, cellular component: nuclear telomere cap complex. Gene Ontology annotation, biological process: telomere capping; regulation of telomere maintenance via telomerase.
AUGCUUAUCAUAAGACAUUCUCCCUAUGUGGAUAUAGUGAAAUGUUCCAAAAUAAACCUGCUAAAUGAGCUUAAUUACAGGUUGAGUGUCUGUGGAGUUAAAAAACACAAACUGUCCUCUGCUUUGGCAUCACAGCAAUCAGGACAGAAGACUUAUGUGACCAAAUGCAUAAGGGUUUUCACCCACACACCAAACAAGCAAUCCUACAGCAGACACUAGCUGGUGUUCUCCAAUUCAAUUCUGACACUAUCUAUCUACCUGGAGAUAAUAUCUUGAGUUAUUUCAGUAUAUAAAAUUUACAGGUCUAUACUAUCAUAAGACAAUUUUAAUUUUACCUUUAUAAUAAGGAAUAGCAGACUCAUGAUUUGAUCUUUUUUUCCUUCACUAGUAUUGGGUGUUGUACCACUCCAAUAUGUGUUUGUUAUGACAUUUACUCUUGAUGAUGGAACAGGUGUAUUAGAAGCCUAUCUCAUGGAUUCUGACAAAUUCUUCCAGAUUCCAGCAUCAGAAGUUCUAAUGGAUGAUGACCUUCAGAAAAGUAUGGAUAUGAUCAUGGAUAUGUUUUGUCCUCCAGGAAUAAAAGUUGAUGCAUAUCCAUGGUUGGAAUGCCUCAUCAAGUCAUACAAUGUCACAAAUGGAACAGAGAAUCAAAUUUGCUAUCAGAUUUUUGACACCAGAGUUGCAGAAGAUGUAAUCUAAUAUUGCCAUCCAACUUAGCAUACACAAAAUGUUGUAAUUUAUUAAAAUGUUACUUUUCUAUUAGAUUAUUAUAAAACCCGUAAGAGAUUUAGCUAUUUUUUAAAAUACCGUUCACAAUUCCAUUUUAACUAAUAUAUUUUAUUAUUUUGACAAAUAGAUAUUGUGUUAUUUUAAUGCCAUCUUGUAUGCUAAAAAUGUUUCCGUUGCUCAAAAUAAUCAGGACGAUGGCUUUCAGGUAUAUAAAAGAAAUAGAGACAUUGAAUAAGAA